CAUCGGACCUUAUUUGUCAGCUUGGAUCACGUGAUCCAUCCAGCUGCCGCGUGCGGCAAACAGCCCAAAUAGCGCUAACUCUGGCCUGCGAGCGUUUGCUGCGACUAGCGCGCUAGCGCUCUUGACAUACACAAACGCGCUAGCCAGAAUGCUUUGACUUUGAUGGCUUUCAGCUUCUAUUUUUUGAAAAGUAGCGCGCUCAGACCAGCUCGCUCACUCUUUUCCUCUUCCAUUUUUUAGGGCAAUUGUUUUGUUUGAUAGACGAAGCUUAGGGUCUCUUUGGGUUUGCAACCCUUACCCUCCUGGAAAAAAUCAUAGUUGCUAGACUGCGACACUUCAGACCAGGUACUAUUAGAGCCGCUAAUGGACGACGAGCUAUUUUCCGCUAUCCGGAGCUCAAGCAUUUGAGCCGCUAAAUGGACGAGACUCCUGCGGCAAAGGAUGCAGAGAAUGAGGAGAAAACACUCGUAUGGAGCAGGGAGUAGGUAUUGUACUACUUCCUGGUAUGGAGCACUGAGAAGCGCAAUGUGCAACAGAAAUUACCAUGGUGAUACAGUAGAUUACCGUGUGAAGCGGUGUGAGAUGCAGCAAAGCAUUAGGCGAUUUGAUCGCAGGACAAGAGAGGAGCUGAUGGACGAUCUCUCCAGUGUCCCUCUUGGUUCGGAGCAGCGCCGAGUGCUGACGUUGGGACUUGGCUGCCUCAGGGGGUGCCACUUCUCCCAUCAGCGUCGACUAGUCCGCCGAUCUCACUCAGCUCUGCUCUCCGAGCAUUCUGCUUCCAACACGACUUCCCGAAAGAAAAUGUGCUCGCGCAUUAGAAGGAGGUGAAAGAUGCACCUGCAGGCGAAUACAUGCUUAAGAGAAGGCAGAAACAUGCCCGGAUCCACCAGAACUAGUGCUGGCAAGUCAACAGAGGCGAGUACUGAUAAUGUUCCAGAUUGUGGUAGGAUCACAUAAGCAAAAUUGCCACUGGGAGGCACGGCGGUGGGUCAGCUCAUGGCCAGCGCCAGCUCCAGUGGAUAUCACGUGCAUCCAGUUCUAGUACUAUAGUAUGACCGCUACAAAGUAGUG
Sycon ciliatum is the source of this 1071-nucleotide messenger RNA. RefSeq lists its product as uncharacterized. The transcript has 6 exons. NCBI's taxonomy places the organism in Eukaryota, Metazoa, Porifera, Calcarea, Leucosolenida, Sycettidae. The record is from RefSeq and is a predicted model, not a curated record. The coding region runs from base 442 to 828 and encodes 128 amino acids.